AGAUCAGUCAGUGGCAACCCUCUAGGAGAGCAAGACCAGUGCUGAGGCAACACAAGUGUGCCACAUGGAUUUUUUACUGUAUCUUUCAGCGAUAUUAGGAGCCCUCCUAAUAUGGCUGCUAUUCCCAGACAGAAAGAGCAGGAUGGCGAGAAAGAUCCCAGGCCCUAAAGCCUGGCCUAUAGUUGGAAACAUUUUCAAUUUUGUCGUUAUGGGACCAAAAGCACCAGAAAAUUGGAAAGAAAGCAUGAAAAUAUAUGGAAAUACAUUUCGGGUUUGGCUUGGACCUCAAUUACACCUUUUUCUGGUCGAUCCAGAUGACAUUCAAAUGAUUUUGUCAAGCCAAUCUUUAAUUACAAAAUCAUGGAGUUACAACGAUUUAGUGCCUUGGUUGGGGAGUGGUCUGCUUAUAAGCACAGGUAAACUAUGGCAGAUGAGAAGAAAAGCUAUUACACCUACCUUUCACUUCAAGAUCCUAGAUGAGUUUGUUCCUAUUUUUUAUAAAUGUUCUAAGACUCUUGUAGACUGUAUUAAGGAUAAAGUUGGGCAAGAACCAUUCCACUUAACUGAAUACAUCUCAAACUGUGCUUUAGACGCAAUUGCAGAGACAGCUAUGGGCACUGAGCUUAAAGCACAAACCAAUCCAGAUUCAGAGUAUCCAACCAGUUUAUUUAGAAUGACUUCUGCUCUCAUGGAGAAAAUUGCUAAUCCUCUACUGGGUAUGGAACCAGUGUAUACUCUCUCAGGUCGGAGAAAGGAAGAAUCAGAUCUUCUCAAAAUACUUUUUUCACUUCCAAGGGAGGUGAUAAAAGGUAAAAGAUAUUCUAAAGUUAAUCAAAACGGUACCACUCCAUCAGAUGAAGCAUUAGGUAUUAAGAAAAGGACAGCUUUCUUACAGCUUCUUCUUGAAAUGAAAGAAAAAAAUGCUCCUGCUUUUCAAACAGAUGGAGACGUCCAAGAUGAAGUUAUUACAUUUAUGUUUGAGGGCCAUGAUACAACAACAAUGUCUUUAACUUUUACAACCUGGCUUCUUGGAAUGCAUCCAGAUGUACAGGAAGAAUUAUACCAGGAAGUGUCUAGUAUUCUCCAAGAUAAAGAAGAGCCAUCAAUGGAAGACUAUAACAAAAUGGUCUAUUUGGAACGAGUCAUUAAAGAGAGUUUAAGAUUGUAUCCAUCAGUUCCAAUUAUAGGACGAGAGGCUAUUGAAGAUGUUUUUUUGCCAUCAAGUGGAUUCUUAAUUCCAAAAGGAACACAGAUCACGAUGGCUAUCUAUGCGUUACACAGGAGGGAAGAUCUAUUUCCAGAUGCAGAAAAAUUCAAUCCAGAUAGAUUCCUUGAGCCACAAAAACAUCCGUAUGCCUACAUACCAUUCUCAGCUGGGCCAAGGAAUUGUAUAGGUCAAAAAUUUGCAAUGCUAGAUAUGAAGGUGAUCAUUUCUAAUCUGGUUCUUCAUUACAAAAUAAAAUCCAAGAAGGAUAUCUUACCCAGUCCAGAAAUGCUUCUUCGCUGUGAAAAUGGACCUUAUAUUAGCAUAACACCUCGAAAUUGAC
Molecule: messenger RNA, 1547 nt
Organism: Nezara viridula (southern green stink bug)
Lineage: Eukaryota; Metazoa; Arthropoda; Insecta; Hemiptera; Pentatomidae
Source: the annotation of a GenBank genome assembly